This is a messenger RNA of Quercus robur (English oak), 3375 nucleotides long. RefSeq names its product disease resistance protein RUN1-like. Lineage: Eukaryota; Viridiplantae; Streptophyta; Magnoliopsida; Fagales; Fagaceae. The record is from RefSeq and is a predicted model, not a curated record. Bases 1 to 3375 code for a protein of 1124 amino acids. Gene Ontology annotation, molecular function: ADP binding; ATP hydrolysis activity. The transcript has 6 exons. Gene Ontology annotation, biological process: defense response; signal transduction.
AUGGCUCUUAUGACUAGCAAAGGAGCCUCAUCAUCCUCUUUCACCCACCAAUACAAGAACUUUGAUGUUUUCUUAAGUUUUAAAGGUGAAGAUACCCGUCAUGGUUUCACAGGCCAAUUGUAUAACGCUUUGUGCCAGUGGGGUAUUCACACCUUCAUUGAUGAUAAUCUCCUAAGAGAAGAGCAAAUUUCUACACAACAUCUCAAAAUCAUUGAGAGCUCACUGAUUUCAAUAAUUGUAUUUUCUGAAAACUAUGCAUCCUCUACUUGGUGCUUGGAUGAACUUGUCAAAAUUGUUGAGUGUAAGAAGAAUGAUCAAUUAAUGCGGCCAAUUUUUUACAAAGUGGAUCCAUCAGAAGUUCGUAACCAAAAAGGAAAGUUUGGGGAAGUACUAGCUAAACAUGAAGAAAAUUUUAAGGAUAACAGAAAGGUACAAAGUUGGAGGAAAGCUCUAUAUGAUGCAGCCAAUAUAUCUGGUUGGCAUUAUAAGCACAACUACUAUGAGUUCGAAUUUAUCCAAGAAAUUGUCAAAGAGAUCUCAAACUCUAAAUUAAACCGCACGCCAUUAUUUGUUGCUAGAUACCCGGUUGGAAUAAACUAUCGUGCAGAGGCCAUAAAGUUACUUUUAGAUAUUGGGUCAAAAGAUGUUCGUAUGGUAGGGAUGUAUGGCCCUGGUGGAGUGGGUAAAACUACCAUCGCUAAAGCUAUUUAUAACAUGGUAUAUGAUCAUUUUGAGGGAUGCAGCUUUUUAGAAAAUGUUAGAGACAGGUUUGGGAUAUUUAAUGGUGGAAUCCAAUUACAAGAGACACUUCUUUAUGAGAUUGUAGGGGAUAUAAAUUUGAAGGUUAGCAAUGUAUAUAGAGGAAUCAAUUUGAUAAAGGAGAGGCUUUGCAAUAAAAGGAUUCUUUUAAUUCUUGAUGAUGUAGAUAAAUUAGACCAGAUCAAAAUAUUAAUCGGACAAUGUGAUUUCUUUGCUUCUGGAAGUAGAAUCAUUCUAACCACAAGAGAUGAACACUUGCUAGCUUCUUUUGGGAAAGGUCUUUCAGCCUACAAGAUUACAGAAUUAAAUGAUCAUGAAGCUCUUGAAUUAUUUAGUUUGCAUGCAUUCCAAAGAAACAAACCCGAGGAAGAUUAUUUAGAACUUACAGACCAAGUUAUACGUUAUGCUAAAGGCAUUCCAUUAGCUCUAGCAAUAAUAGGUGCUGAUUUGUAUGGAAGAAGUGAAAUGGAAUGGAAAAGUGCAUUAGAUAAGUAUGAAAGAAUUCCUAACAAAGAAAUUCAACAAAUAUUAGAAAUAAGUUAUGAAGGAUUGGAUGAAACAGAACAAGAUAUUUUCCUAGAUAUUGCAUGUUUCUUCAAGGGAUUUUGCAAAAAUUAUGUUGUAGAUAUACUAAAUUCUUGCAAUUUAUACCCAGUUAUUGGUAUUCAAAGACUUAUUGAGAAGUGUCUUGUAACAAUUGAUCGAUAUGAUAAAUUAUGGAUGCAUGACUUGGUACAACAAAUGGGUAGAGAAAUUGUUCGACAAGAAUCACCAAAGAUACCUGGAAUACGUAGCAGGUUAUGGUGUUAUGAGGAUGCUUUUGAAGUUCUAACAAAAAAUACGGGAUCAAGAAAAAUUCGAGGCAUGAUGAUAUGCUCACCUGAAGGAGCAAAGUUGCAAUUAGAAGCUAAAUGUCUUGAAAAGAUGAAAAAUCUCAAGUUCCUUAUAGUUAAUAAUGUAGAUAUUUGUGGGAGUAUCGAAUAUCUUCCCAACGAAUUAAGAUUACUUGAUUGGCCCAAAUUUCCUUUUCAUUCCUUACCAUCCAAUUUUUGUCCUCAAAAACUUAUUGCACUCAACAUGCCAGAGAGUCAAGUUAUAUUGGACAGACUUCAUGAGAUGGGACAGCUCAGAAACUUGACAUAUAUGAAUUUUCUUUCUUGUCAACACAUAAAGAAAUUAUCUGACUUAUCGAUUGCAACCCCAAGCAUAAAGCAAUUGAAUCUCAAUGAAUGUAGAAAUUUAGUCGAAGUUCAUGACUCUGUUGGAUGUCUUGAUAAGCUUGAAAAGUGGGAGCUCAAUAACUGCAAGGAACUUCGGAUUCUUCCAAGUUUCCUCAUAAUGAAAUCUCUUAAGCAUUUAGAUCUUUAUCAGUGCACAAGGCUUGAGAAGUUCCCUGAUAUUCCGCAUGAAAUGGAUGGUUUAAAGUAUCUAACUAUUAUUGGGACUGGUAUUAAAGAGUUGCCUCCAUCAUUUGAGAAUCUCACUGGGCUUGAGGAAUUACACCUAGGUUCAGGUCUUCUUCCAAGUAGCAUAUGCAUACAGAGUGAAGAUGUUACCCUCCCAGAAAGUAUUAUCAGAUUCAAAAGAUUACGUUGGCUUGAAAUUGGAAAUUCCCCUUCCCUUCAGGAAAUUCCACAACUUCCAAAAACUAUAAGAGGAGUAAAUGCAUCAAAUUGCUUCUCUUUGAAUUCAGAAUCAUUAAGCAAAAUAUUGCUUCAGUUUGGAGGAAUUUUAGGGCUCCCACAAAUUAUGGCAUGUUUAGGUGUGAGAGACGAUAUAUUAUUGGAUUCACAGUCAUCUAGCAGACUAUGGCAACAAACUGAUCUUUCUUCCUGGGUCCCCCGUCACAAGUUCUUUGAAUUUAAAUCUGAGUUUCGUAAAAGUCAAUAUUGGUUACGAGAUUAUUAUGAUGAUGACACUCCGUGUGAUUGUCAUGUUAUAAUACCAGGAAAUAAGAUACCAAAAUGGUUCAACCAUGAAAGCGUUGAAAGUUCCAUAUCAUUGUGGGUUGGUUCAGAAUUGCCAACAUUUGCUCUUUGUGUUGCUUUUCGUCUAGCGGAUGACGAUGAAUGUGAUUUUUUUUGUGUUGUUGACAUUUUCAUCAACGGUCAUAAACGAACGCUCGUAAAGAAAUUCUUUUUUGAAAUGCAUUGUCAUCAUCAGUGGUUUUAUGGCGCAUCUCAUAGGCUGUUGCAGGAGGAAGUUGGAAACUUGAUUCAAGGAGAUCGGAAUCAUGUUGAAAUUUCAAGUAAAAUAUCUUGUUGGACUAGUGAAACUGGCGGAGAAAUAGCUCCUACCAUUGCAAGGAUGGGAGUCCAUGUGAAUUGUAUUUGUGGUCUUCAUAAUUCCGUUAUUAGCCAUGAAAACCAUGAUGAACUAGUCCAACCACGAGGCAAUCGAAUUUCAAAGAGAAUUGUGCACCAGCGGCUCAGACCAUUUCUUCCUCGAGGUUGCCGUUUUAUCCUGUGCAGAUUUUACCAUACUCGGUGCCCAUCCCGAAGUACUUCUGGUCGACCAUUACUAAAAGGACGUAGAAUCAGCAACAAGAGAAAGAGGCCCUUCAUCACAAGGAGUAGCAAUUGUUUGUAUGGAGCUCAAGACCAAAGUGACUGCUAA